Messenger RNA from Gastrolobium bilobum, 758 nucleotides. RefSeq names its product acyl carrier protein 2, mitochondrial. Gene Ontology annotation, biological process: fatty acid biosynthetic process. The transcript is spliced from 2 exons. Gene Ontology annotation, molecular function: acyl carrier activity; acyl binding. The record is from RefSeq and is a predicted model, not a curated record. NCBI's taxonomy places the organism in Eukaryota, Viridiplantae, Streptophyta, Magnoliopsida, Fabales, Fabaceae. Gene Ontology annotation, cellular component: mitochondrion. Bases 41 to 436 code for a protein of 131 amino acids.
GUUUGAGAAUCGAGAGAGUGAAAGAAGCAUCGCAUCAUCAAUGGCGGCGAGGAGGAGCGGUUUACCUCUGAUCAAAUACUUGAGAGUGCAGGUUGAUGCUUUGCCACACAACUACCAAACUCCGUUGAGGCUCUUCCAGAACGUGUUGCUUCGCCGCUUCUCCACCGAAGAGGUUAGGGGUUGCUUUCUCGAUAAGUCCGAGGUUACAGAUCGCGUCGUCUCAUGUGUCAAAAACUUCCAGAAAGUCGACCCUUCCAAGGUAACCCCAAAUGCUCAUUUCAAGGAUGACCUUGGAUUGGAUAGUUUAGAUUCAGUGGAGAUCGUGAUGGCUCUUGAGGAAGAGUUUGGGUUUGAGAUUCCUGAUAAUGAAGCAGACAAGAUCGAAUCCAUUAAACUUGCCGUCGACUUCAUUGCAUCUCAUCCUCAGGCAAAGUAGGAGAGAAUCAAUGAGGCCCGGUGUAUAAUUUUUUAUUUUGUUUCUCAUCAAGUAGGGUAGAACCAUCAAAACUUUUGAGACAUUUUUCCCCCUCCUUGUUUGCUUCUAAAAUGCAAGUUUAUGUUCUCUUCCCUCUAAAUCCCAGAAGAGUGUUAGCUGGGGAUGUGCCAACUUGAAUGCUACUGUACUUAUGGUAGGAUUGCCAUCUCGAGACUUUAACAUUUAAUCUUUCCCCAGUAUUCAUGUCAAUAAAAAUCGUGUGUUAAAUUUCUGAUUAUAAAAUCUUGAGGUCUUGAGUUGUACUGUGUAUCUGAUGCAGUAU